AUGUCCUCACCGGACCCCCUCAACGACGAAUCCUCCCCCCCAAUCGCGCCGCCGUCCUCCCAGCGCGUCACCCACAGCCGCAGCCGCAGCCGCAGCCACCACCGCUCCUCUCGCUCCCUCUCUCUCGGCGUCGAUGGCGGCUUCGGCAGCAUCGCAUCAUCGCCACGGAAACAGAGAUUCGAGCUGGAAGUCGGUGGUCAGACCUCACCGCAGAGGCUGCUAAUCACCGUCGAGACCGAGGACAGCGCCCGAGCAAGCCCGACCGACAUGACGACGCGCAGGAUAUUCCCCUCGCCCAGCCCGUACGUGAGCCGACCGCCCGGCCCUCGCGCCGUGACAACCACGAUCCCGCUCAGGGACCCCAUCGAGGAGGAGGAGGACGGCGACGAUGACGGCAUCUUCGGAGACCACGGCGGCCUGGGCACGCCCAGGCGGAGGAGACGGACGAAUGGGACGCCCGUCCCCAAGAAGAGGACGAGGGCCGGCACACCUGUCCGUCGAACGUCCAGGCGGGAGAGCGCGUCGCGGCAGCUCACCCGCGACGACGACAACAACAACAACGAGCUGCUGCAGCUCACGCCCACGCCGAAGAGGAGAAAGGGCCGUCCGCCCACCCCCAAGGCACCCCCGAUCGACGCGACAAAUCCAGAGGACGGCAUGGGCAGCGACACGAGUAUAAACCUCGACCGCAUAUCGCGCGGAUCGCGUACUCCGACCCCGACCCCUAUAUCGAGACGAAGACCCAGACCCUCCAAGAGCCUGUCGAUCGAACGGCCCACCCGCAGAGAGACGGUGGCCAGCCCGGUGCGGAAGAAUCGAGCACCGCCUCGCGAGCCAGAGUCGGAGUCAGACGUUGCCGAGCCAGACCGCCACGCGACGCCGAGGAGUAGCCGGCCCGUCGGAAACCCAUCUGCGGAGCCCUCGAGCAAUGUGCGGACGAGCUCAGCCGCCAGGACUACCGGGCUGCUGCGGACAGCGCGUCGUCGCCGCCAGGCGAUGGCGCCUGAAGAGCUGGCCGGCAUGACGGGUAUGCAACAGGCGGAGCAGCCCGCUCCUCAGCCGACCCCCUCGGCAAGCGACGAUGACAUGGACCUCAUCGAAGCUGUCGAGCCGCCGCCGCCGCCGCCGAUCGAAGACUUGCAGGAUGACGAGGGUCGCUACGCCCCCCAGCAAGAGGAGGGGCCGUACGCUCCCCGGGAAGGAGAGGAACCGACAGUGAUACCUGCAGAGCCAUCUCCGCCCGCCGAAGACGAGGAACCGCAAUCGGACAUAUGGAUGGCCACGAUGUCAGAUCACGAGGCAACACCGCGCCCGACACGCUCGGGGCCAGGACACACUCCGGGACCCAACGCAAGGAUAUCGCCCGAGGCCGAGGCUGACGUCGAGAGCAUUCCAUCCGAGGCAGAGGGAUACGCAGAGGGCCUCCCCUCCUCUAGCGACGCUCCGCCCGUGGCCGGGGAGCCGCACCAGAACGCGACGCAGAACAACGACACCGUCGCCCAGGAAGACUUCAGCAUGAUCUUUAUGGACUCGAUCCCUUCGUUUCAGGACUUCAAGAGCUCCAUCCCUGGGUUCAGGAGCUCGUUCAAGAGCUCUGCCCCUCGACUCCGUCCCGUUCCCGCUGCCGCCAGCAGCGAACUGGGCGAUGAGACGAACCAGAUCAUAAAUGACACGCUCGAAUCCCUGCGGCAGAGUGUCGCUGGUGCUGGUGCUGGUGGUGCUGCCAAUCAGGACGGCAACGACGACAGAAGCGGCCAGGGUAACGAGGCCGCGCCUGCGGAGGAAGAUGCACGUGGCGGCUGGUUUGCGGAGUCGUUUGCCGCGCAGGACACGGACAUUGCGGACGAGCAGCCCGAGAUGCAGCAGGUGGGACGCGAGUCCCUCACGGUGCCACCGGUGCACGAACCAUCUCAGGAGGAAGAGGUUGGGCCGGACGUCGAAGAGCCACUGUUUGUACAGCCAGACGAAGAGGACGGGCCAGGGCCGGGGCCAGGACACGAACACCACGUACACUGGGGCGAAGAACAGCUUGCACCAUCUCCGCUAGAGCCGUCGUCCGAUGCCGCGGAGCCUCACCAACAGACCUCGGCCGCCUCGACACCCGCCAUGUCCACCGCGGCCUGGUCCGCUCACCGCGCCUUCUCCCCCAGCCUGGCGCGCUCUCCAUUCAGGGUCCACGUAUCCCCGCUCAGACGCAAGGUCCUCGACUCUACGGUGCGAUACCCCGACCUCACGCCCAGGAUCGCGGCCAUGAGCGCGGCGGCAUCGUCGUCUCCGGCCGUCUCGCCUGCUUCCGCUUACGCCCCUCCCGACACCACCGUCACUGUCCCCACCGGGGCUCUGGCGGAGCCACCCCGCAGGCCACCCUAUGACGGCGACGCGAACGCCUACGAUGACUCCUUCUCCGAGAUCCCGCAGGCGAUAUUGGACGCUGCCACUCCUCGGAAGGCUGCGACCCAGGCCGUGAUGCCCAUGGACGAGAAUCAGCCUGGGGAGGAGCUGCGGGACGGGGAAGAGGAGGAGCCCAAGGUGGAGCAACCUGGGGAUGACCCGGCAUCGGUGGAGGAGCAACCGAAUGAUGAGGAAGAGCUUGAAGGAGAGCAGGAGGAAGAGCAAGGGGAAGAGGAUCGAGACGGAGAGCAGGAAGAAGAGCAGGAAGGAGUACAAGGCGAUGCUGCCCAUGAGACGGAGCCAUCAGCGCAGACUGCUCAACCCGAUAGCGCUCGUCUGCCGACUCCAGAUGAGACGCCGGACGAGAUGGAUGUCAGCAGGAGCCCUCACGAGCCCUCCCAGACGUUGCCACCUGCCGAGCCCAGUCACCAGCUCACCAGCGAGAACAACGCGGCAGCCGCGGCAGCAGCGGAAUCAUCACCACUCGCGUCCCAGAUGCUCCAUCCGCCCCACAGACAGAGAGCGUCGGUCGAACGGGGUUCCUCCGCCAUGGAAUCCACCCCCCUGCGCCAGAUGUCAUCGCCAGCCCAGGGUCCCCUCUCCGCCGGAGGGGAGUCCCCGACGGACAGGGCUCCUCGACCUGCGCUGUCGGCUAUCGUCCGAGCCGGGAGGGAGCUCCAAAACGUCACAUCAGACCCGCCCUCCCCCGAGGGGCGCGACUAUCAACUCGGAAGUCCGUUCAGGAGCUCUGCCAGCAAGGAGUCGUGGUCCGGAUCACGCGAGCCCCAGGGCGGCAGCAGCAGCAGGCACCACUCCCUCCUGAGGAGUCCCAGCCGACGCGCGCCGAGCCAGCAGCGCCGAUCUGCGUCUGUGGAGCGGGUACCCAGCGACCCCUUCGGUCCGGCUACGAGGAAUACGGGGCAGCACAGCUUCAUGGAGGCCCUUGGACAGAGCACCGCCAGCCGUGGACGACCGCCGUCUCUCAGCGGCGGCGUCAAGGAGAGACCCCGCGCGUCGUCGGUCGCGAGCUCCAUGCGCAUCACUCCCCCGGACGAGGCCAUGAGCUGGGUGGCUGACGAGGGGCCCAUCAGCCCCAGGCUCAGAGGUGACGUCUCGCUGAGGGGAGCGCCAGCGUUACCUGCCGCUCCCCUCUCUGCCGCAAGAGGUGCCCUCGGACCGUCGGCGGCAGAGUCCGAGCUCGAGCCCGAGCCCGAGACAACGCAGCAAAAUGCCGACAACGACAAUGGCAAUGACGAUGACGACAGCGACGACGAAGACGAGACGGAUAUCUGGGAGGUCGAGGCCCUGCGAGAAGACGUCCGCUCCCCCACGCAUCAGCUUCCCUUUGCCCACAAGGAUCCUGCCGCCUCCGCUGCUCCACCUCACAGACGUACUGCCCUGCCAAGUAACUGGAUGCGCAGGUCCGCCAACACCUCCUGGGCCACGGGGAACACGUCGAUAAAUAAUACCACUGCUGCCGGGGACGAACCCGAGGAGUACUCGCUACUUGCGCAGCGACAGCAGGCCGAGGCUGCAGAGAAGGAAAAGGCAGCAGCUGCCGCAACAGAGUCGGCAGCCAAAGCGAACCGAUUCGACCUGGCGUCCUUCUUCUCGUCACCGUCCGCCAUCCCCGGCAAGCUGGCCGAGAAGCUGUUCCCGUCACGCAACGUGGCAUCGAGGGAAAGACAGCAGCAGCAGCAGCAGGAGGAGGAGCGGAAGCAGCAGCGGAAGCAGCAGCAGCGAACUCAGCCGCCCCCUCCCGCCGUGCCAACAAGCACCAUGUUCCCCGCCGCGGCCACCCAACCGCACCAGCAAUCCGACAUAACGACGACGACAACAUCGUCUCCCCAGCAGGAGCAGGAGCAGGAGCAGGAGCAGGAGCAGGAGCAGGAGCAGGAGCAGGAGCAGGCCCAGGCCCAGGUCCAGGCCCAGAAUAGCCACCGAGCCGCAGAGGACGGCGCAGAUCACGGCUCCGCUUCGCCCGACACCCUCGAGCGCCUAGAGAUGCCCGUUUCAGCCCAGAAGAAGAGGAAUUUUGCCCCGCUUCCACGACAGGCCAACCGGGCCCCGGCCCAGGCGCAGAACCCAUCCUUCUUCCGCUCGUCGUCUGCCACCGCUGCCGCCGCAGAAACGGCCACGCCACCGCAGACGCAGCUCUCCCGCGCCGACAUCCAGCGCUGGCAGCAGCAGACGUCACAGGCCAGCGACGGCUCGGACAGCGAGCAGCAGCGUCGUCCGCGCGCCUUCCUCCGACCUCUGCCACCGCGCAACGCCUCCCCGUCCAAGUCGGCCCUCCGCUCACCCCUCAAGCCACACACGCCCGGCCGCGUGGUCGAAUUCACAAGCAGCGUGCUCUCACCUCUAGAACAAGCCAAGCAACGCCAGCAGCAGCAGCAGCAAGCUCACAACCUAUCCUUUGUCGAGACUACGAGUCAUCAUGACAAAGAGCUCGGGGAAGAAGAGGAAGAAGAAGAGGAAGAAGAAGAGGAAGAAGAAGAGGAAGAAGAAGAGGAAGAAGAAGAGGAAGAAGAAGAGGAAGAAGAAGAGGAGGAAGAAGAGGAAGAAGAGGAUAUAUCCAUGCAUGAUGCUACCCCCCCACCACUAUCUCAGACAUGCUGGACCCGUCAGCACUGGCUCCUGAUGGAGAAGCUCAUCCGGCACCGUCGCACCACACCCUUCGCCCCGCCCUCCUCGUCGGCUUCAUCCUCCCUUCUGGGCAAGACGGUCCGCAGCCACGGCCGGUCCCUCGUCCUCGAGACCUGGCACCUGGACUGCGUCGACGCUUUCAAUUCCAUCGUGGGAGGCUGGGACGACGGCGCCCUCGCCAAGAGGCUGUUCGCCCUGCUUCUCGCCGAGGAGAAACGUCGUCGCAAGGCUGCCGCUCGCAGACGACUUGGUCGUCAUGGUCCUUCUCAGCAAGGGAUUCCCUCUCGCAAGACUGCCAUGUUUCAUUGA
Geosmithia morbida is the source of this 5346-nucleotide messenger RNA. RefSeq names its product AT hook. The transcript has a single exon. The record is from RefSeq and is a predicted model, not a curated record. The coding region runs from base 1 to 5346 and encodes 1781 amino acids. NCBI's taxonomy places the organism in Eukaryota, Fungi, Ascomycota, Sordariomycetes, Hypocreales, Bionectriaceae.